Messenger RNA from Paramacrobiotus metropolitanus, 1167 nucleotides. RefSeq lists its product as uncharacterized. NCBI's taxonomy places the organism in Eukaryota, Metazoa, Tardigrada, Eutardigrada, Parachela, Macrobiotidae. Bases 415 to 1053 code for a protein of 212 amino acids. The transcript has 5 exons. The record is from RefSeq and is a predicted model, not a curated record. Gene Ontology annotation, molecular function: protein dimerization activity.
ACGUAUUAAAUGGGAAAAAAACGAUGUAAAUUUAUUCGGAAUACCAGUGAUCUCCAUUCGGUGGCGGUUGUGCAGAGGCAACUGGACGCUGGACUGUAGUAACGACACAGGAUCUGGAAACUGCAUCACCAGCACUACUUUUGUCUCCAUGCCUACUUUUCAGUCGCGCACACUGCCACUCGAACAAAUGCAUCGGAGUACAGACCAUAAAAAUUAAUCUGGUUAGCAAUCAACUGCAGCGACGUUCCAGGUUUAUUGUACAAUUGUACAUAUGUUACAGCAUACUUCUAGAAACUCCUUGAUCAUAGAGCGCAGUUUCAUCUGUUUUGUUUAUGAGAUAUUAUUGUCCAGAAUUCUGUCCUUGACUCGAACAUGCCAAGAGCAUCAAUCAGAAACUAAUAAUUUUUUUUUCAAAUGAACGCCACUGUGGGCGACCUUAUGCACGACAGAGAGAAGCAUAAAAGCCAGUGCACUGAACGUGGUCACGACCGAAAUCCCAAAACCCUGGAUAAAGCUGAAAGAAAUCGUCUGAUGGGUCGAGGAAUAUCCGAAAUUGCCGGAUCUAUUCCGUUAUCAAACCCGAAACAAGACAAAGCGACAAUACUGGAAAAUGCCGUUUUAUAUUUGGAAUAUAUGAAUCGGAAUGUGACCAAUGUGUCAGUUUUCAAUGCGGAAUUUAUAGAAUGCAUCAAGGGAGGUAACAUUCCCGAGCCGGAAUUUCCACCGACACCGGUAUCAAAAAAGUCCAAAAAGAAAAUUCAUAAAAAAUGUAAACAGCCCAAAGCUCCGCUGAAGUUGUCCAAAUCGCGACCCACAAUAAUACGCAUCCGGUCCCAGAAACACCCGCCCAAAGAUGCACCAAAGACAGAGGCAGAUAUUACAGUCAAAGAGGAUCCGCAAUUUCCAGCCGGCAACCAAACAAAUCUUGAAGUACAAAAGCCGCCCCUGCAGAAUGCUCAAGAAUCUACCAGUUUGCGGGAUAUUACAAUUAAUGCAAAUCUGGUGUCUUUGAACGAUGCUACUGAGGAUGAACAAAAUACAGAGAGAGGCUAGUUGUAGUCGUACUGGCAGCGGUCAUUUCUAUGUAUUAAACCAAGCGAAACAAUCAACGCAAAAAUUCAACACAAGAUUAAAUAAUUAUAUCAAUCCUAAUUUGUUACUUAACAC